AUAUUGCAAAACAUUUUAUAAUCACAUGAAAUCCAUGAAAGCUAGUCUUAGCGAUAAAGAAUGCUUUAUCAGCGACAAAAUUCGCAACUCAACGUAUUUCUUACGAUGUGUGACAAUAUACCGGUAAGUACGCAGGUCGUACCGACCUUUCUCAACAGUAUGGACCUUAGCGACUUAUUGGACUUUACAAACACCUCCAAACCAACGCAAAAUUCAAAAACGGAAUUAUUGUGUACAUCUAAUGCCACUGCAACAAACGCCGGAAAUUGCACAAGCGUUACCGAGCCCAGUUUUUCUGCGUGUAACACAACGGACGUUAGGGGCUUGAAUUUUCUGACGAAAGACGUAACGUCAGAAUUGCAAAACGCGGUACUGCCUCAAGGGCUGAUGCCGUAUAUCAAAGAGGAACUGAAAUAUACAAUCCAGUCAAAACGCAUGAAGGAGGGAAAAGAAGAGUUGAAGGUCGACUUCACGGACCGUGAACCUUGCGCAUUAAGCCCGGAAGAGGAACAGAAAGUCGAGAAACGAAAAGUCCAGAACCGGAUGGCGGCAAGGCGCUUCCGGGACCGACAGAAAACGCAGACGCAUUCGCUGCAGAAGGAGUGUCGGCGGUUAGAAAACGAGAAGACGGAAUUAAGGAAAGAACUAGAACAGGUGCGAAAGGAAAGGGACGGAAUUCGCCAGUUAAUGGAGAUACAUCUCGCUUCCUGUCCGCAGCAACAAUUUCCCGCGCUUUUCCAUGGGAACUUUCCAGCUGGUGUGAACAAACUCAGCUGACACCAAAGGGAGAAAACUGUGUAUUAAGUUACGCACUAUAAGGACUAAAAUAGUUUUUUGUCUCCACUUGCCAGACGGUGAAUAAUCUUUGGUGCCGUAUCGUAUUUUUCUCUGAUAAUACGGGAUGAGAUACCAAACACUUGCUACAUUCGAUUAUAUCCGGAAAUAAACUUUUUAAUAUCAGAAAAGAUAUGUCGCAAAGCGAUGGGGACCAUAUCAGGCUAUUAAUACCCUUGUACAAGUGGGUAAUAACAUGUGAAUACUAAAAAUGGAGAUAUUAGUGGAAUCAAACAUUUUAUUUUCCGGCCUUAUGACAGCUGUAAAUGCGAUAUUAUUUAUCUUUUAUAGAUAAACAAGAAUGGUGUAUAUAAUGUAUAUGAUUCAUAUGGUGUAAACCAUUGUCUUUUUUCAACCUACCACCAUUAUAUUAUGUCUGCAGGGAAAAUGAAAAGUGAGCGUUAUAUUCACGAAGCGCCAAAUAACAAUAUUUACUUUCAUGGCAUUAUUUAAUAGUUAAAAAUAGUAACAUAUGAUGAAUGGAUGUUCAUUUUGUCACUAAGUUAUUCAAGUCAAAAUUAAUCUUAAUGGACCAACCAAACUUUUAAAAAGUAACACAAAAUUGUUCUACAUUUCCUUGAAAUUUUACCGGAUACCACAGCCAUAUUUUUAUCAGUCUGCAAGUCUCUUUCAAAACAGACUUAGUUGUCUCUUUCAAUACAGACUUAGUUGUCUCUUUCAAUACAGACUUAGUUGUCUCUUUCAAUACAGACUUAGUUGUCUCUGUCAAUACAGACUUAGUUGGUUUUCUGUUUAUAUUUCGACAAGUUAAAAGAUUAAGUUAUUAAGUCGUGGCGCUUUCUUGUUUAAAAGAAUGAACGAAAAAAGUUAGCAUAAACUGUCAUUGUGAUAGUCUGUGUUUACGUCCCUUUAAAAGGGGAGACCUUGUGGAAGUUGGAUUCUUGUUCGCACCCAGCAAAGCACGCAUGUGUACACAACUCUAGCUUUUACUUUACACGUAUUUAUUGGUUUGAUACUGGUACGCCAAACCAUGCCUGUCAAAGCGGAAUAUCUCCGAUAUUUCCAAAAACAAACAUUUCAUGUAUGUUAAUAUUCAUGUGUUAGUUUUUUUGGAUACAUAUUCGUCUCGAUAUAAACUAUAUAUAGUAAGUGUCUUGUUCUGUGAAAAAUGGGCAAAAUGCAUGUGCGUAAGUGUCGUCCCAGAUAAGCCUGUGCAAUCCGCUUUUAUGAUAUUUUCUGUUUAAAGAAAGUCUCUUCUUAGCAAAAAUCCAAUUAAGGUGGAAAGUGUCGUCCCUGGGACGACACUUAAUGCACAUGCAUUAAGCCCAGUUUUCUCAGAACACGACUCAUAAAGUCAUCAUUACUUUAACAUAUUUGUACGUAAUUAAUAGUCACUAUGUAUGUUAGUGUAUCCUAUCUUGCAAAUAUUCGUAUUUUCAUACUUUAUAUUAUUUAAUGCGGUAUGUCUCUCUUUAAUUAACACAAUUUAAUCGAUACAUCUCGACUAGAAGCCGCUCUACUAUGAAAUGAGGUUCGGCAUUACAUUUUAUUCUUUGUUGUUUUUAUGACGGUUCGCAUGAUUGUUGUAAAAGUAUUUAUUGUUGUUUCAUUAACAUAUCGUUACUCGUCGUUAUUCAUUGAAUAUUCGAUUCUUAUAUACCUCAUAUCAUAUGUAUAUUAUUACUGUUAUAAAAGAUGUUUACACUAUCGAUCUUCAUUUUGUGAAUUUGAACCUAUUUUUGUUUGCUGAAUUCGUAUUUUUGUCUGUCUUGUGCGCAUAUUUUAUUACAAGGCAACACGUUUACAUGUGUUUUGUCCAGUUAAUGAAUGCAUAAACUACUGUCAAUAUUUUGAUGUUUGCCUUUAAAUUCGAAUAUGUUAUUAUAUAUACAUUUCGUUGUUCUUUG
Molecule: messenger RNA, 2702 nt
Organism: Dreissena polymorpha
Lineage: Eukaryota; Metazoa; Mollusca; Bivalvia; Myida; Dreissenidae
Exons: 4
Coding region: 61-777 (238 amino acids)
Biological process (GO): regulation of transcription by RNA polymerase II
Cellular component (GO): nucleus
Molecular function (GO): RNA polymerase II cis-regulatory region sequence-specific DNA binding; DNA-binding transcription factor activity, RNA polymerase II-specific
Source: RefSeq, a predicted model, not a curated record